UUGGUUUCAAAAAUAUCCAUUGCAACAUAACCAAUAAAAAAACACGGUAUCGCGUGAAUACUUCCAAGUUCCUUUCGUUAAAGGAGUAACCCUUUUCCAUGCGGUUAAAUAUAAAUCAUAAACUGGAAAAUUUGUCAGAAUAUAUACUAUAAAAAGUUAUUGAAACAUGGAGUCACUUUGCAAUUUAAGAUAUUCUGUUCGUUUGUUUCGACUGCUUAUAUUCUCCAAACCAACAAGUUUCGUACGGAAUCUUUCGGGAACAGACAACAUUUCAUCAUCAACAUCAGGGAGUGUCGAUUCACAAGCUACAAAAAGUGAUUCAGAAAAAAAAAUGUCAGGCGAAAUGAAGUCAGGGGAAGAUGAUCAAAUGAAAUAUAUGAAAGAGAAAAACGAUGAGUUAUUGGAUAAAUACAAACGAGCAUUAGCGGAUGGUGAAAAUAUGCGACAACGUUUGACCAAGCAAAUUCAAGAUGCAAAAAUGUUUGGGAUUCAAUCAUUUUGUAAAGAUUUAUUAGAAGUGGCGGAUACCCUAGGUCAGGCAACAAAAGCAGUUCCGAAAGAGGAAAUUAAUAGUGAUAAUCCGCAUUUGAAAAAUUUAUAUGAUGGUUUGGUGCUCACAAAAAAUUCAUUAGAACAAGUCUUCAAAAGACACGGUUUGGAAACUAUUGAGCCCCUAAAAGCCAAAUUUAAUCCAAACUUACAUGAAGCUCUAUUCCAAAAGGAAUGUAAGGACGUGGAGCCAGGAACAGUUGUUGAAGUAACAAAAAUUGGUUACAAACUGCACAAUAGGUGUAUUCGCCCUGCGCUGGUUGGAGUGUCAAAGAACUAGUUCGAACAUAAUGCACUUGGAAUUACGGACAUAGGGUUGCAACUAUGUGCAUUAAUCAAAUGAACUAUGUGCAAGCGUUAUGUUUAGGCGUGUAAAUUGUGAUUAAAAUUUGUUCACCAUAUGAAAUUUGAAACAUUAAACUGUGAAAAAUCUCUGUUUUCAUUCAAAAAGUAAAAUUUCGACGUGAAUUUUCUAAUACAAUUCGAUAAA
Messenger RNA from Sitodiplosis mosellana (orange wheat blossom midge), 1039 nucleotides. It is a transcript of the gene Roe1, whose product is annotated as grpE protein homolog, mitochondrial. Gene Ontology annotation, cellular component: PAM complex, Tim23 associated import motor. The transcript has 4 exons. The coding region runs from base 167 to 829 and encodes 220 amino acids. NCBI's taxonomy places the organism in Eukaryota, Metazoa, Arthropoda, Insecta, Diptera, Cecidomyiidae. Gene Ontology annotation, molecular function: adenyl-nucleotide exchange factor activity; protein-folding chaperone binding; protein homodimerization activity. Gene Ontology annotation, biological process: protein import into mitochondrial matrix; protein folding. The record is from RefSeq and is a predicted model, not a curated record.